Penicillium angulare is the source of this 1071-nucleotide messenger RNA. Its product is annotated as MYG1 family protein. The coding region runs from base 1 to 1071 and encodes 356 amino acids. The record is from RefSeq and is a predicted model, not a curated record. Gene Ontology annotation, cellular component: cytoplasm; nucleus. NCBI's taxonomy places the organism in Eukaryota, Fungi, Ascomycota, Eurotiomycetes, Eurotiales, Aspergillaceae. The transcript is spliced from 2 exons.
AUGGCUGAAAACGUGGCAAAGAAGCUCAAGACAUCUCCCGUGAUUGGAACCCAUAAUGGUCACUUCCAUGCGGAUGAGGCUUUAGCAGUCUACAUGCUCCGCCUGCUGCCCGCCUAUGCUUCCUCCCCGCUAAUCCGCAGUCGCGACCCAGCCCAGCUGGAGACUUGCCACACCGUGGUUGACGUGGGUGGUGUGUACGAUGCUGAGACCAACCGUUAUGACCACCACCAACGUACCUUCGACACUACCUUCCCGCAGCACAACACCAAGCUCUCGUCUGCGGGCCUGGUUUACAUGCACUUCGGCCGUGCUAUCAUUGCCCAGUAUCUGUCCCAACCCCAGGAACACCCGGAUGUCGACUUGCUGUAUGAGAAGCUCUACACAGACUUCAUCGAAGCUAUCGAUGCCAACGACAACGGUAUCUCCGCCUACGAUCCCGCCGCAAUCUCAGCUGCCAAUCUGGAGAAGCGCUUCAAAGAUGGUGGCGUCACUCUUGCCUCUAUCGUCGGCGACAUGAACAACCCAGACCCUACUAGCCCUGCCGGCGAGCCCCAGGACGAGGACAGUCUGUUCGGCCGAGCCAGCACCCUCAUCGGUAACGUUUUCGCUCGCAAGCUACACCACGCCUGUAACUCUUGGUUGCCAGCCCGUACUACCGUCGGCACUGCGUACCAGGCUCGUACCGAGGUCCACUCCUCUGGUCGCAUUAUUGUCUUCCCUCAGGGCGGUGUCCCAUGGAAGGAGCACCUGUACAACUUUGAGAGCAACGAUACCACCGGUGGUGCUCAGGUUUACUAUGUUUUGUACCCUGAGAGUGCUGCUGAGGACUCUAAGUGGCGUGUGCAGUGCGUUUCCGAAUCUGAGGGUAGCUUUGUCUCUCGUAAGCCUCUUCCCGAGAGCUGGCGCGGUGUUCGCGACCAGGACUUGGAUAGUGUGAUGGCUGCGGAGGCUGAGAAGGCUGGCCGUGAGAAGAUUCCCGAGGGCGCUAUCUUCGUUCACGCUAGUGGAUUCAUUGGUGGCCAUAAAACUAAGGAGGGUGCUAUGGCUAUGGCUAUUCGUGGCUUGGAGUAA